ACUGUUGCGCAGUCAGUUAAGCACAGUCCACUGGCAAAAGUAGUGGGGCUGCCCAGGAGAAAGAUGGCCGCCACCAGCGAAGAAUCGAGUGUUAUGGAGCCUUCUCAGACGAAUUCCGGGCAAAAUCAACCCGUUGAUCCUCUUAAGAUGCUCUAUCCAAUGGUAAACGAAGAGGAAACACCGCUGCCACGGUCAUGGAGUCCUAAGGACAAGUACAAUUACAUCGGCCUCUCCCAAAACAAUCUUCGUGUUCACUACAAAGGUUAUGGAAAAACCCAUAAGGAUGCCGCAAGUGUACGUACAACGCACCCAAUACCAGCGGCCUGUGGUCUCUAUUAUUUUGAAGUGAAGAUCGUCAGUAAAGGCAGAGAUGGGUACAUGGGAAUUGGGUUGUCUGCUCAUGGGGUUAACGUGAACAGGCUGCCAGGCUGGGACAAGCACUCCUAUGGUUACCACGGAGACGACGGUCACAGUUUCUGUUCCUCGGGAACUGGACAGCCUUAUGGUCCCACAUUCACCACGGGAGACGUAAUUGGCUGUGGCGUAAAUCUCGUCGAUAACACUGCCUUCUACACGAAGAAUGGACACCACCUUGGUAUCGCAUUCACUGAUCUUCCGCCAAAUUUAUAUCCUACGGUGGGUCUUCAAACGCCAGGAGAGGUAGUAGAUGCAAACUUUGGACAGGAACCUUUUGUCUUCGACAUAGAUGACAUGCUAAAUGAGCUUCGUGUCAAAACAAGAUUGCAAAUUAUAAAUUAUCCAACACCAGAUCAUGGACAGGGUCAGUGGCAAGCAGUUCUUCAUAAAAUGGUUUCAACAUAUUUAGUCCAUCAUGGUUAUUGCGCUACUGCCGAGGCGUUUGCUAAUAGUACUGGCCAAGGAUUUGAAGAAGAUCUUAACUCUAUUAAAAAUAGACAAAAGAUUCUAAAAUUAGUACUGGCAGGCAGAAUGGGAGAAGCCAUAGAAUUAACCAGUCGAUUGUACCCGGGUCUCCUGGAACGGGAUCCGAAUCUUCUUUUCGCUCUGAAGUGUCGGCAAUUUGUUGAGAUGGUGAAUGGCAGCGAUUCCGAGAUCACUCAAAACUCUAACAUUAAUCAAACUAGUGUUAUACAGUCUACGAAGGCUUAUACAAAGUCCUCAGCAAACGGUAACGUUGAGGAGAUGAAUCUGAACAACGCGAUGAACGGUUCCACCGAACAACAAUUGCUGGUCAACGGACAAAUCGAGAAUGAUGUAGAUAUGGAAGAGAAUGUUAUGAACGGUAUGAAAAAUAAUACCGAAAAUGGCUAUCAGAAUGGUGACCUAAACACCAAUGGGUACAAGUGUCAGAAUGGAGAAGAUGUCGAUAUGGAGACCAACAGUCUUAAUCAAACUCAGCAGCAGCAAAAUGGCGGUUGUAUUCUAGAGAACACAUUGAAUAAAAGUAAUAAGAAACAACUUUGUGGCGGGGACAAACAGGCGAUCGAGAAGAUGCUAGAGUUCGGCAGGCAACUGUAUUCACAGUCGAUACAUCUGCGACAGCAGCACGGAAAAAAUGAAAGCAAUAAAAAGAUGCUCCAAGAUGCGUUCAGUCUUCUAGCUUAUGCAAAUCCGUGGAACUCGCCGGUUGGGUGGCAGUUAGAUCCUCAACAAAGGGAAACAGUCUGUGCGAGACUCAACUCUGCCAUACUCGAAUCGAGUAAUUUGCCACGACGACCGCCAUUGGAAGUAGCCGCGUCACAUGCGAGAGAAUUGGUACGGCUGAUGUCUCACGCAGGUCUUGGGGCAUGCGGCUUCGCGGUCGUAGACAAUAUCAUCCAAUAUUGACGGUGCCUACCCCUGCUACCACGUCUGCUUCUUCUGCCGGCUCGAGUUUGGAUGUGGAGACGGAACGUGGAGCAGAUAAUACUUUUGCAACAACAACUUCGCGACAUCGCGUGCCUCUUCAGCUAGAGUCCGCUCUACCGGCAGUUGGCUCUCUGGCUCGAUCUCACGUAUACACCCCAACAACAGUAACAAAAUGAAACACACACACACAAGCGAAAUAUACAUACAUGUACACACACGCCCGCAGCGAGCAAGAAUAAAACCCACCAAAUGUAUGUUACACGAUAUGCCACGGGGACGAGGAUGAUUUUCAACGUUUUGACUGUGAUCAUCGAGGAUCAUUGUUGCGAUUAACAGCCCCAGACCGUCUGGGAACUCAAAGGAGAAGGAGAGCAAGGAUGUUGAUAAAAACGAGAAACUAGGUUGUUGAUCUGAUUAACACGGUUGUGAAACCAGGAAGAGACGAAGAGGAUGGUGACGAAGGACAACGGAUGCGAAUAAAAAGUUAAGGAUCACGUUUUAAAGAAAAGAAAGAAACACCUGCCAAGACGACCCUUUUCUCGUUUCCUCUUUUUAGCCCCGUUAUUCAUCAUCGUCAUCUCGAAGUUGUUCCUUCGUUCCCAAUUAAUUAUGACCGACUGUGUUACCCGUCAUUUGUCGCCGAGGAGUAUGCUUUUAUAUUCGUCUCGUUUCGAGCAGGUAGGUUCUUAUUGACCUUAUUCGAUUACUCUCCUCGUGACUCAUUUCAAAAUUCUAGUUUUACUGUCGGUUCUAUUUUUUUUAAGUUUGUUGAAUGUAACCGUUUGCUUCCAGUGCGAUUAAAAAUUUUAAUUUUGUUUUAUCGUUGGCGUAAUUACACUGCGAUGGAGGGUGUCAGAAUGAGAGGUUUCUUAAAACUGGAGAUCUAGAAAAUGCAGUGAAAGUGGCAAUAUAACGAGAAGCGUCAGACCCAGUCCAGUGGUGGUUACGCCAAUCAUUGUAACGAAUAUAUUGUUAAAUUGAAUUGUAUUAACAGGUUGUUUCAUCCUCUGUGUAUUUUAACAACUCCUCUUGAUUGUUAUAUAUUUUUUUCAGAAUAUAUUUUAAAUCUCUCAUCCCUUCAUUGUCACCCUUUUUAACGAGAAAAUUAACGAGAAAAGAGCCUCGUCGAUACUACUACGAUUAAUUAAUCCCUCGUCGAUUAUCCUGAUAGCCUUUCUAAUCGUAUCGUCAACGAGUCGAUUUUUGUAUCAAUUGUUAGCUCUUAAAGAAAGAAAGAAAAAAAUAAUGAAAAAAAGGAACACGCGAUAAAAAUGAUGAAAUAAAGAUGAUAUUUUUCGAUUAAGUUUCGUUAUUGUAAUUUAAGGGUUUAGAACGUUUGGCCAACGCGUCAAACGACGGUAACAAUAACGAAAGCAAUAAUUUUUGAUUUUGUAACGAUAUAUUUCUUUUUGCUACUCGUUUUUUUUCUCUCUCUCUUUCCUUGUUAUUAUUAUCUUUCUUUUAAUGUCACACGAAUAUUCGAUGCAACCAUUUUACGGUCGUUAAGUUGAACUUCCUUUGAUUUUACUCGCUCUAGGUUUGCGACUAAACGAUUUAAAAGAAAAAAAAUUGUGUACUAGUGAUACGAAAAAUAAGGAGCGUGAGGAACUUUGUAAAAAAUUAGAGGAAACCAAAAAAAUAUUCAAAAAUCGAGCGAUCAAUUCGACGGAAACUAAUAUACUAUAUAUGAUCCUGAAUGAUUGUAAAGAUCGAAAAUUAUGACAAGUUAUAUAAAGUGCAAAAUGAAUAAAAAGUUGUAUAAUUAAAGAGAACGUUGUAAAAUA
Messenger RNA from Megachile rotundata (alfalfa leafcutting bee), 3611 nucleotides. RefSeq names its product Ran-binding protein M (gene RanBPM). Gene Ontology annotation, molecular function: protein binding. The record is from RefSeq and is a predicted model, not a curated record. Lineage: Eukaryota; Metazoa; Arthropoda; Insecta; Hymenoptera; Megachilidae.